UUUUUUUUUUUUUUUUUUUGAACAACUUUGAACCUAUUUCUGACAACGCAUCCGUGCCUAUGCAGUCGUGCGCCUAGUCAGCUUCGCAGUUACGCAGAGCAUGCGCCAGGUCUCGCGCGCAAAGCAGACGUCGUGGGUUCGCUGCACCAUCGACUAUAAUGACUACGAGGCCGGCUUUAACCAGGCUAUGUGGCAGCGCUCCAAGGCGCUCAUCCAUGAGCAGCGGAUGAGGGAAAUGGAGGACUUUAUCGACCAGUCCACUGUGGAUAUCCCGCCUUGAGGAUGUUGGUGGUGGUGCUUAAGGGUACUCUUAUCACCUUGUGUGGCGAGCGGACUUGGGGUUGAGUUCUUCGGUGCUUGGGUGAUUUUUUGAAAGUCGUUUGUACCCAAUUCGUUAUAUGUUGCUUUCUAACAGGAGCGGGAAUGUAUAAUUGAUUAAAAGUUAAUGUUCUUUUUGUAAAGUUUUUCGGAAAUAUUCGCGCCUGCUGCUCGGCGUCUUUGAGGUGAUACAGGUGCUUAGAUAAUUGCGUGGACUGGUACGCACUGGACGGUGCAGGGCGA
Aplosporella prunicola CBS 121167 is the source of this 561-nucleotide messenger RNA. RefSeq lists its product as uncharacterized. The coding region runs from base 101 to 280 and encodes 59 amino acids. NCBI's taxonomy places the organism in Eukaryota, Fungi, Ascomycota, Dothideomycetes, Botryosphaeriales, Aplosporellaceae. The transcript has a single exon. The record is from RefSeq and is a predicted model, not a curated record.